Elephantulus edwardii (Cape elephant shrew) is the source of this 750-nucleotide messenger RNA. It is a transcript of the gene NUDT21, whose product is annotated as nudix (nucleoside diphosphate linked moiety X)-type motif 21. Gene Ontology annotation, cellular component: mRNA cleavage factor complex. The coding region runs from base 1 to 684 and encodes 227 amino acids. The transcript is spliced from 7 exons. The record is from RefSeq and is a predicted model, not a curated record. NCBI's taxonomy places the organism in Eukaryota, Metazoa, Chordata, Mammalia, Macroscelidea, Macroscelididae. Gene Ontology annotation, molecular function: mRNA binding.
AUGUCGGUGGUGCCGCCCAAUCGCUCGCAGACCGGUUGGCCCCGGGGCGUCAACCAAUUCGGCAACAAGUACAUCCAGCAAACUAAGCCCCUCACCCUGGAGCGCACCAUCAACCUAUACCCUCUUACCAAUUACACUUUUGGCACAAAAGAGCCCCUAUAUGAAAAGGACAGCUCUGUUGCAGCCAGAUUUCAACGCAUGAGGGAAGAAUUUGAUAAAAUUGGAAUGAGGAGAACUGUAGAAGGAGUUCUGAUUGUACAUGAACACCGCCUACCUCAUGUGUUACUGCUUCAGCUGGGAACAACCUUCUUCAAAUUACCUGGUGGUGAACUUAAUCCAGGAGAAGAUGAAGUUGAAGGACUAAAACGCUUAAUGACAGAGAUACUAGGUCGUCAGGAUGGAGUCCUGCAAGACUGGGUCAUCGAUGACUGCAUUGGUAACUGGUGGAGACCAAAUUUUGAACCACCUCAGUACCCAUAUAUUCCUGCACACAUCACAAAACCUAAGGAACAUAAGAAGUUGUUUCUGGUUCAACUUCAAGAGAAAGCCUUGUUUGCUGUUCCUAAAAAUUACAAGCUGGUAGCUGCACCGUUGUUUGAAUUGUAUGACAAUGCACCAGGAUAUGGACCCAUCAUUUCUAGUCUCCCUCAGCUCUUGAGCAGGUUCAAUUUUAUAUACAACUGAAUUCUGCGCGCUGGCGAAGUAAAAGAAGCCGUCUCUGUGAGCACAGCUAUCAACAGUGUAGAAUAA